Messenger RNA from Phaeoacremonium minimum UCRPA7, 2217 nucleotides. RefSeq names its product putative c6 zinc finger domain protein. Gene Ontology annotation, cellular component: nucleus. NCBI's taxonomy places the organism in Eukaryota, Fungi, Ascomycota, Sordariomycetes, Togniniales, Togniniaceae. Gene Ontology annotation, biological process: DNA-templated transcription; positive regulation of transcription from RNA polymerase II promoter by galactose. The record is from RefSeq and is a predicted model, not a curated record. The coding region runs from base 1 to 2217 and encodes 738 amino acids. The transcript is spliced from 3 exons. Gene Ontology annotation, molecular function: zinc ion binding; RNA polymerase II cis-regulatory region sequence-specific DNA binding; DNA-binding transcription factor activity, RNA polymerase II-specific.
AUGAACCGCAGAGAAAGUAAGAUAUGCCGCGCCUGCGAGCCUUGCCGCCGCCGCAAGAUCCGAUGCAGUGGCGAGCGCCCUUGCCAGCAUGCCCGUUGCCAGGCCAAACCCUCCGAAUGCCGGUACCGAGUCAAAGCUCGUAUCAGAGGCUCUCUCAAGGCUGUCCUGAGCCACAGUACUGGUCUUGCGAUAAACAGCCCGGCCCAGACGGUUGAGCUGCCUUCUGACGCCCGGCAGAUUGAGCAUCCCGAACUGGAAGCGGCGGCGGCGGCACCUGCGGCUGCAUCUACGUCUACGCCCGGACCCGGACUCGGACUCGGGCCCGAUGACCCCGUCCACAACAGCAUCACCGCCACACACUCGGCACCUACUGCAACGGACAGCUCACAGCUUUUCUACGGCGCAUCAUCCAACUUUGCCUUCUUGCACCAAGUCCACCGCGGUAUCCUGCACAAUGCCUCCGCUCAGGACCAGCCGCGUAAUCGUGAGGUCCAGGAGGGCGGGCCGUCUCUUGACAUGUUCAUGCAGCGGACGCUGUUUUUCGGCACGCCAUCACGCAUCGAUGCUGAAGUGAUCCGCAUCCGGCCCGCCGCCUCAUUACAGCAUAUACCCCAGGCCCUAGCCAGGGUCUUCCUCGAUCACUUCAAAAAUGUGUGCCUUCCUCGGCUCCCUUUCUUCACAUCAUCUGAGUUGGAAACAUUCUUGUACGAUCUGUAUAUCGAUGAGAAUGGCCCGGACAAAAGUGCUCUGCUGCCGCAGACCAAGGCCGUCUUCUUGGCCGUGCUGGCCCUAGGUGCACUGUGCACUCCACACACCAACGCGGCCGAGAUCCUCAUCAUGCAGGCCAAAUGUCAGGUGGCCAUGUACGACGAUGCGGUGACGCUACAGAUGCUACAAUUCUCGCUCCUCAUGUCCGGAUACCAGCUGGAUAUGGGCCGACCCAACUCUGCCUAUCUCCAUCUAGGCGUGGCAUGCCGGAAGGCGUUUGCGCUUGGCUUGCACAAGGAAUCAGCGUCAACAAUCGACAGCGAAGAGACUCUGGAAAAGCAGCGAGCUACCCUCUGGAGUCUGUACUGCCAUGAAACUUUGACAUCUCUCGUCCUGGGCAGGAAGUCCGCCCUGAAGUUGAGCGACAUCUGUUGCCUCAUGCCCAAGGAUCGGCCACAACUUGUUAGGUUCUGCCGACUCUCCAGCAUUAUCGAGGACGCUGUAGACACGAUAUACCAUCACCGAUCCGAAUCCCUCCUCCAGCUCUAUGAGAAAGCUGAAAGGGUGCAUGCCCGACUGCUUCAAUAUGCAGACGAGUUUGGCAUCGCAUCCGCAGGUACAGGCCACAACAGAAAUAAGUUUGAUGAUCUAGGAUCGCUGAUACUGCAUAACUGGUAUUAUCUUGCCGUCAUGCUUGUGUUCAGGCCAUUCCUAGUCGCUGACUUUGCGUUACGCUCCGCUGGAAGCGUCUCCUAUGACGAAAGGAUGUGGCUGCGACACGCCUGUAGGUGUGCCGUCGACGCAGCGCAAGACUCCAUCACCUUUGCCAGCAACAUGUUCCGGAAACCGGAUCUGGGGAGCACGGACGUAAGAGCCCACGCGGUUCGACUUCAUGGCUUCUUCUUUGACGCAUGCUGUACCGUCCUUCUCUACGAUAUCUUGUCCCACCCUUCCAAGUAUACCUUCAACCUGGACUAUAUCCAGAGUGCGCUUCGUUGCCUUAAUGCUAUGGUCCACGACGAACCCAUAACGGCAACGACGAGUUCAAUCGAGACAAUGCUCAAGGCGGUGGAGAUGUCGAUCUCACAGCAGCACCACACCUAUCACGCGCCGUAUCCGCCGCAGACCCUCCUCGCCAUGCCGGCGGCUUCUGCCAGCCCGAACACUCAGCUCGAACAACGACCACUUCCGCGGGCCGGCAUUGCCCAUUCUGCGCCGAUUUUCGGCACUCAAUGGCUCCCGAUGGGCAAAGAUGAAAUGAUUCUCUUCAGCGACCGCUCUUUGUCGCACCAACCCGGCAGCAGCCAACAAGAGUUGCGGCUGCAUGAGAUACCCGCAGCCGCCUCCGGGACUGGCGAGCUAGAGGCAGUGGCACCCCCGCCCGAUCUCUUCUCCAACCUCAACCUCGACGUGCUUACAACGGACCUGCUCAAUUUCUUCCCUGUCGGUGUCACGACUCCGGAGGGCACGGCAGCGGCCGUCAUGAGCGGGGAAAGACCGGUCCCCUGA